This is a messenger RNA of Aspergillus steynii IBT 23096, 6932 nucleotides long. RefSeq names its product protein kinase RIM15. Gene Ontology annotation, molecular function: ATP binding; protein serine/threonine kinase activity. Gene Ontology annotation, biological process: peptidyl-serine phosphorylation; phosphorelay signal transduction system. The transcript is spliced from 2 exons. The record is from RefSeq and is a predicted model, not a curated record. Bases 419 to 6580 code for a protein of 2053 amino acids. Gene Ontology annotation, cellular component: nucleus; cytoplasm. NCBI's taxonomy places the organism in Eukaryota, Fungi, Ascomycota, Eurotiomycetes, Eurotiales, Aspergillaceae.
UUUUUUUUUUUCUCCCUUCGUUUUUCUUCAUCUCCCUUUCUUUUUUUCGGUUUGAGAUCCAGAGGGACCCACUGUGUGUGGUUUGUCGUUUCUAGUCCCGUCCUUUUCGGUCGCUCGAGGAAAUCCAUCAAUCCAACGAACCUCUGCCGUCUGUUGUGAUCCGCGCCUCAGCCAUGGCUAGCUAGUGAAUGCUGCGGAUGAAUCCUUAACUUCGACUCCAAGGGCAUCCGCUCUGCCCGGCAGACGGUCCUGCUAGGGCCUUAUUGUGUUAUUUUCGUUCUUGCGUCUACAGAUUCACUCCUCUCGACCGUCUCUUUCCGCCCGCUGAAGCCUUUCGGCGCCGGCCCUUCGUUUCCUGACCCGUCAUUCUCUCGACCCGGAGACUUUCCCAUCGGAUCGCCAGCGGUUCUCGUUCAGAAUGGCGGGCAAUGGCUUCCAGAGUGCCCAGUUCCUCGCUCCUCCGGCCGUGACUGCCUUGAGGCAGGAGGCCCGCACCAUCGACCCGAAUCUCUCCCCCUCGAUGCGCUCCGUGUCCGACAACAUGCAAGAAGAACGCGAAGAUUUGAGGGAGGCGGCGGAACAGACCCUGAAUGUGAUCGUCGAUCUGGACCUCGAGGGCCGCAUCAAAUGGGUCAGCCCCUCGUGGAAACAGGUGGUGGGCACCCCCGCUGAGUCGGUGGAAGGACGAAUGAUCUCGGAGGUCUUGGCCGGCAACAAGAACGUCUUCCAGGACGCCAUCGAGUCCUUGAAGGAGGACGACUCUCGCAGCCGCUUCGUUCGUUUCGCCGUCCACAUGGGCCCCGACUCGGUGCUGAAGUAUUCGCCGGAGCCGCAACCUCUGGAUCUGGAUGCUUCCGGCGCCGAAGCUGAAGGCGCGGACGCCCAAGAUGCGACGUCGGCGAAACUGGAGGAGCGCAACAAUGAUAUUAUCAACAUGGAGGGACAAGGAAUCAUGGCAUUUGACCGGACUUCGAGCGGGACCGGCCAUACCAUGUGGAUGUUACGGCCCUUCACGCAGCCAAGGGAAGUCACGAUCGAUCUUCCUCCGUUGCUAGUGGAAUCGCUAGGUGUUGGAGCGGAGGUCCUCGCGAACUACUUGACGACGCUGGCCGAAGCGGCUGCCACCGAGCCCGAUCCCACCAGAUAUCCUGCCCCGAACCCCAUCCUGUGUCGAAUCUGCGAGCGCCAAAUCACGCCCUGGUGGUUUGAGAAACAUUCGGAUCUGUGUCUUCAGGAGCAUCGGGCCGAGAUGGAUGUCCAGAUAGCGCAGGAGAACCUGAACGAGCACCGCCAUGCCAUUGUGAAGGUGUUGGAUGCUUUGGAGGCCAGACAGGGCAGGCCGUUGGUCCUUGGUGACGGAAACCCGCCUCCGACACCUCAGCCGGAGUAUAAGGGCCUGCCCAUCGGCCCUUCGCCCGUGGCUUCGGCUCCCUCGUCGGGGUCUGUCUCCAAUUCCAGCUCUGCUCCUGCCACCCCGCCCCGGUCCAGAGACCACUCGGCCUCGGGCAUGGGACACGCUCGAGGUCGGUCCUUCGCCGUGCGACGGCCGUUAUCGCGAGUGGUGGAGCUUAUUCUUGAUCUAUGCGACACGGCCCUGGAGAUCAACAUGCCGGUGAUCAAGGAGACCCGCGCGGAUAACGGUGACGAUUUUCGAACCAUGUCUCCGCAGUCGGAGUCCCGAGUCUCGCAGGUUCUGCAGUGGCAGUCUCCCAGUUCGAAUACUCUCGAGCAGGAGCAGGGCCUCGCAGCGCUGUGCAUGGACACGGAACAGGUUUCGAGGGCGAAGGUGGAUGCGGUCAUUCGCCAUCGUAGAAUCGUCGAGUACGCCGAACGGAUUCGCAUUGAAUACACGGUGCUGGUAGAAGAGUGUAUCACGGCCGCCCUGAGCAAAGCCGAGCGCAUUGCGGCUGGUCAAUUGAGCGAUUCUGGCUCCUCCGACGAUGAAGCUCCCAGGGAAGAUCCGCCGGCCGCCGCUCCCAGCCCCAGGUUGUCUCGCGAGAUCGCACCGCCGCCACCGCCGCCUGCCAUGUCCGCCCUGACGAUGUCUAUGCGAAACUCGCCGGAUCGCUUUCCGUCUCCCUAUCCCUCCGAGGGGAAGCCGACUUCAUCGGUGGCCGUGUCAACCGGGUCCAACAGUCCGAUGGAAUGCCCGACUCCCCGCUCUCACAAGAGCAUGGCCGGCGUGCUGGGCACAUCCCAAUCGUCCCGCCGAGCUCUUUCCUCCAUAGACCCCGACGUGGGUGACUACAGCGACAGCAGCGUGCCGUCGUCGGUUUUCCCCGGAGCCAUGCGAACUGAUUCCCCAUCCUCCGAUCGCAGCCUCAAACGACGAAGCCUGGUGCUUCCCGGGCUGUCCAGCUCCCCCCAUCGGCAACAUUCUCCGGCCAGGGCCUCGGGACCGCACUCCCCGUUGCGCAUGCCCAAACCACGCCUGUCCAGCGGCGCCGAUAGCUUACCCUCUCCGAUCGUGUCCCCCUUGACGAAUGCCGGUGAACUGGCUCACCAUCACUUUCGCCAUCAUCGCCGGCAAUCUUCCGCCACUUCUUCGGACAUGGCGCGGCCGCCGGUGUCGCCUCAUUUGACAACUGCCCGUGAGCCGCAGCCACGCCCGGCACCGCCUUCCAUCAAAGACUUCGAAAUCAUUAAGCCCAUCAGCAAAGGCGCCUUCGGCAGCGUGUAUUUGUCCAAGAAGAAGACCACCGGCGAAUACUUUGCAAUCAAGGUGUUGAAGAAAGCGGACAUGGUCGCGAAGAACCAGGUCACCAACGUCAAGGCCGAGCGGGCCAUCAUGAUGUGGCAGGGCGAGAGCGAUUUUGUCGCUAAGCUGUACUGGACGUUCUCCAGCAAAGAAUACCUCUAUCUGGUGAUGGAGUAUCUCAAUGGAGGCGAUUGUGCUUCGCUUGUCAAGGUUCUUGGUGGUCUUCCUGAGGACUGGGCCAAGAAGUACGUCGCCGAAAUUGUUCUCGGGGUCGAGCAUCUCCAUGGUCGAGGUAUUGUCCAUCGUGAUCUCAAACCGGACAACUUCCUUAUCGAUCAAACGGGCCAUCUCAAGCUCACCGACUUCGGUCUGUCCCGCAUGGGUCUGGUCGGACGUCAAAAGCGCGUUCUCAAGACCAUGAACGAGCCGGCCCCCGACUUGUUGCAACAAGGGCCCUUUCCUCGCGCUACAUCGAUAACCUCCUCCCGAUCAGCCUCGUUUGAUUUUCAAGGUAACGGUUCGCCGGGCUCGACGCCGCUCAUCACGCCGGAUGCUGCGAGCAGCAUACCCCAGCCAUCCUACUUCAAUCUCAACCAAGGCGGCGGUCUCAGUCGUCAAACCUCGCGCCGAGCGUCAGGCUACCGCAGUGAUAGUGGAGGGAGCGACAACUUGAAUGCCAUCUUCCAAUCGCUAUCACUGAAUGAGGGUAGCGAAACGGCAAGUUCUUUACCGGUUCCCGUCCCUGGCCAGUCUUCAAAUAGCGUAACCGAGGAAGAGGGCCAGAGCGAGCUGGGCGAGUCGCCGCAGCUUUAUCCGCUUCAUUUGUCUCAUAGUAUCCCAACUUCGCACGAGACUCCCCCGCAACAGGGCAUGAUGCCGCCGCUGAUGGCGCUCUUCGAUCCCGAGGAUCAUAACCGACGUUUUGUCGGUACUCCUGACUAUCUGGCGCCGGAGACGAUCAACGGCGUGGGCCAGGACGAGAUGAGCGAUUGGUGGUCUUUGGGCUGCAUUAUGUUUGAGUUUCUGUUCGGAUACCCGCCGUUCAACGCAGACUCCCCGGACGAAGUUUUCGACAACAUCCUCCACCGACGAAUUAACUGGCCGGAAGAGAUCGAGGAACUGGCAACCCCAGAAUCCAUUGAUCUUAUUAACAAGCUUAUGACCAUCAAUCCGCGCGAGCGAAUUGGAUCGAACGUCAAUGAGAAGUAUCCCAACGGAGGUGCGGAAAUUCGAAGCCACCCGUGGUUUUCGGAUAUCAACUGGGACACACUCCUCGAUGACAAGGCCCAAUUUGUCCCGAACCUGGAGAAUCCCGAAGAUACUGAGUACUUCGAUGCCCGAGGAGCUACCCUCCAGGCCUUUACGGAGGAGCUUGAGGAUGGCAGUUCCCCACCGCAUCCGGCAACAGUUGGGCCCUACCCAGACAGACCCCACGAUGCACUGUUCAAGGUUCGCUCGCAGGUCAAUGCUACGAAGCGACCCCAGAUGCCUCUACACAUCCCGCCUCAUGUGCGCGAGUCACGCAGCCGACGACUCAGCGAGCCCACCCUGGCCGAUGAUUUUGGCAAUUUCGCCUUUAAGAACCUUCCCAUGUUGGAGAAGGCCAAUAAAGACGUGAUCCAAAAACUGCGUCAGGAGGCAAUGCAAGCUCAGCAACGUCAUGUCACGCCUUCGGGUGCACCGCAGCAGACGCAGCCUCCACAGACACCAGCCCAAGCCCAAGCACCAGCGCCAGGCCAGGCACAGGGCCCGCCACCUCCACCGCCGCCAGCAGCUCCUUCAUCCGGUCCUUCUCUGGAGGGCAGUCCUUUGCCAAUGUCGUUGCAGCGAACACUGUCGCACAACAAGGGCAACAACCGGCCCUCGUCACCUUCAGGCCUGAGUCAAGGGAAUUCGUCUCCUAGCCGUCCCUCGCAGCCGUCGUCUCCACUCCUGGUGCAAUUCAGCACCGGUCACCACAACCACGAGCGAAGAAAAACAUCGGGAUCUUCUUCGGCUAACUCUCACCAAUCCAGCGGAUCUUUCCAACCGGGUGCCCCGGAUCAGAACCGUAUGGCGAGUUUGAAACUCAGCUCCACGGCAUCGUCGCCGAUCAAAAGCACUCGAGCCACGACCCAUUCACCGGACAAAACGCCCUCUGGUCCCCCGCGUCAAGGCAGCGUUCCUGUUGGAAGAGCCCGGUCGCAGACUAUUGGCUCGCAAGACGGGGACUUGUCGUCGUCUUUGGCAAAGGAAUCGUACGUCGCAGGUCAUUACAAGCGCCGCAGUCAACUUCUCGAUGUUUCACCGUCCUCCUCGGAUAACGAGGACCCGCGCACCAAGGCACUGCUUAAAGUGCAACGGCGGCGCCAGAGCUCCCGACGCCUUUCUCAGAUCAAUAUACCCGAAGGACCUUUCUUCCGGCCGCUGGACGUGCUCAUCUGUGAAGACCAUCCGGUGUCGAGGUUGGUGAUGGAACGUUUGUUUGAGAAGCUCCGCUGCCGCACCAUCACGGCUAUCAAUGGCUCAGAGGCCAUGCGUUAUGCACUGAGCGAAGUUCGGUUCGAUAUCAUAUUGACGGAAUACAAGCUACCUCAAGUGAAUGGGGCCGAUGUGGCACGUAUGGUGAGAGAGACGCGGAGCGCCAACCGACAUACGCCCAUCAUUGCAGUCACCGGCUAUCUAAAGGACCUGCCCGAGACGCAUCACUUUAACACGCUCAUCGAGAAACCACCGACUUUGACUAAGUUCACGGAAUUGUUGUGCAGAUUCUGCCAGUGGAAACCUCCACCAAAAGAUUGGACACCCUCGCAACCCUUGCCCAUUCCACAAUCGGUGUUGCGUCACUCUGCUGCACCGACUGAGCAUAGCCCCAGCUCGACCACGUCGUCUGGCUUCAUGCCGGUGCCGUCAAGCUCGUACCGAGGAUCUAGUCGCCAAGACUCCAUUGGCAGCAGCUCUUUUGGUGACGUGGAAUCUGUCAAAGCCGAGGAUGCUCCAGCGGGUUCAAAUCGCCAAACUGAUGAGUGGGCUCCUAACCAAGGUGGACUCGGCAUCUCCGAGGAUGCGACUGCGAGCCAAAAGAGCUCCGAUCCGACCCCCAGUACUGACUCGAAUCCGGAAUCUUUACCACACUUGUUACACGCAGUCUCUGCACCGGCCGAAAUGAACCCUUCCACCGCGUAUGCCCCUCGCAAGCAGCGGUCCAGCGAAGCCAUUCAGGCCAAAAGAAAAUCCUUGGAGAAGAAGCGCCAUGAGUGUGCAGAGUCCGGGGAUGACGAGGACGAGGAGUUCGGUGCCGCCCAAGCACGCGCGCAAAGUCCUCGUCACCGGUCCCAUCGCCCCGGCUCCAAGCUAGGGAUCGAGAUGAUGAGAACCAACAGUCGAGGAAGCGUGGUCAGUGGCAGCGAGGAGGUGCUCAAGAAAGAAAGGGAGGCGCUCGAGAGAGCCAGAGGCGUGGGUCUGGGCAGCAUCGGUGAUCAACUCGGGUCGUCUCCUCGUAGUAUCAGGCUCGAGGAUCGAUUCGAGGGGCUUCAAAUCCCCGAGGAAGCUGUCUCCGGGUCAACUGAUGAGGAUUUCAGUCCUCGACAUUCUCCUCUGCCUCCCAAUGACAAAGGGAACCCCACUGGACGCGAGACAGGCGCCGAAGCCAACACAGAAACCCCUCAGAAGGGGCAAAUCACGCCUCCAAUCAUGUUCAGCAGGGUUGACGAGGACCUCGAAACCACACCAACUGACCCCAACACGCCGUCCGUCAAGAUCAAAGAUUACAGCGACGCGGAUAUCAGCACCGAUAGUGAGGUUAUCCAAACCCCCGAAUCUGAAGCUACACCUCGGCCUAUACACACGCCAUCACUUGGCAUAGAUCCAGAGGACACCACGCCACGCCAAUCGGGUCGAUAAAGCCAGUCACUGAUCGCGGUUGGUGACGGGACUUCUCUACUUGAAGAAUUUGGGUUUGAAAAAAGAAAAAAGAAAACAAAACAAAACAAAAAAAAAGCUAAAGAGAACUGUAGACGUUGCUCGCUUGCCGUCUUUGGUAUGGAGAUUCGAGGAGUUUAUUUGCAUUUUCUCCGCCCUGGAAGCGCUGUCCUGUAUCUUCGCCGCUGCUUGCUUGAUACAUUCUCGCAUCUUUGCAUUCUCUGUAUCAGUGACGGAUUGACUUAUUGAUUUCUUCCUUCCAACUCACUGUGCACUACUGUCAGAAUAUCUCCGCGUCAUUUGCUCUUCCCUCAUUUUUCGAUUUCUUUUUUUU